AUGGCUUUGUUAACUGAUGCUGAUAAGAAGAAUAUCCAACACAUCUGGGCAAAGUUAUUUGAGAAUCCAGAAGAGAAUGGCAAAACAAUUGUGAUCAAACUCUUCAAAGAUUAUCCUGAGACAAAAGCAUACUUCAAGAACAUCCCGACUGAAGGCAACCUGCAGGAGGAUCCGCUGGUGCGUUUCCAUGGCCGGAGAGUCAUGGUUGCCCUCAACCAGGUGGUUGAAAACCUGGACAAUUGGAAGCAGGCCUGCAGGAUUCUGGACCGUCUAGCAGACAAGCACAAGAAUGUGCACCAAGUGCCAGCAGUGAAUUUCCAGAGCAUGUUUCAGGUGAUCCUGAAUGUCUGCAAAGACGUCCUGGGAAAUGAAUUCAGCACAGAGGUGUCUCUCUCCUGGGAGAAGCUCUUUGGUCUGCUCUCUGAACAAAUAAAUGCAUCUUAUGUAAGCACUUCCAAGUCCUGA
Molecule: messenger RNA, 465 nt
Organism: Malaclemys terrapin pileata
Lineage: Eukaryota; Metazoa; Chordata; Testudines; Emydidae
Product: cytoglobin-1-like
Exons: 3
Coding region: 1-465 (154 amino acids)
Biological process (GO): oxygen transport
Molecular function (GO): oxygen binding; heme binding; iron ion binding
Source: RefSeq, a predicted model, not a curated record